Salvia hispanica is the source of this 408-nucleotide messenger RNA. NCBI's taxonomy places the organism in Eukaryota, Viridiplantae, Streptophyta, Magnoliopsida, Lamiales, Lamiaceae. The record is from RefSeq and is a predicted model, not a curated record.
AUGUCGCCUUACAGACUUGUAUUUGGAAAGAUGUGCCAUCUCCCGGUCGAGGUGGAACAUAAAGCAUAUUGGGCAAUUAAAGAAAUGAAUGUGAAGCCCCAGGCCUGCGAAAAAGAGAGGAAAUUGCAACUUCAAGAGCUGGAAGAGCUAAGACUGGAGUCAUACGAUGCUGCGAUGUGGUAUAAGGAAAAAACAAAAUUAUGGCAUGAUCGGAACCUCCAGGUCAAGGAAUUGAAAGUUGGUCAGAAAGUACUCCUUUUUCAAUAUCGCCUCAAGCUAAUGCCAGGAAAGCUCAAAUCUAUGUGGAUCGGACCAUAUACGAUCGUGGGUUUGCGAGCUAACGGUGCAGUAGAAAUUCAGGGAGAAAAUUCUAACUCAGUCCAUUUUCUGGUGACGGUCAUAGGGUAA